Molecule: messenger RNA, 330 nt
Organism: Papaver somniferum (opium poppy)
Lineage: Eukaryota; Viridiplantae; Streptophyta; Magnoliopsida; Ranunculales; Papaveraceae
Exons: 2
Coding region: 1-330 (109 amino acids)
Molecular function (GO): DNA binding
Source: RefSeq, a predicted model, not a curated record
AUGGCAGAAAUAAUGUUUCUGAAGUAUAACGCAUAUUGGGGGGAUUACGAAGAUAUGAACUCUGUUAUGUAUUUUGCUAAGUUGCUUGAUCCUCGGGAGAAAGAAUCUGGUUUGAAAUUUGAUCUGGAAUGUUUGUAUGAGCAAGAUGAUUUCAGGGUUACAACUGUUUUGAAGGCUGUGAAACAAGAUAUGGGAAGACUUUAUGAUGAGUACACCAGCAUGUAUUCAAAUGCCAAUGCAGAGGAAGGUAUUGGGUCAACAGCUGCUGCUGGUGUUGAUGACAUGGUUGUUUCUGUGCAAGAAGAGAACAUUGAGGAUAUGCUUGAAUAA